This is a messenger RNA of Psammomys obesus (fat sand rat), 1515 nucleotides long. It is a transcript of the gene Znf385c, whose product is annotated as zinc finger protein 385C. Gene Ontology annotation, cellular component: nucleus. Lineage: Eukaryota; Metazoa; Chordata; Mammalia; Rodentia; Muridae. The transcript is spliced from 8 exons. The record is from RefSeq and is a predicted model, not a curated record. Gene Ontology annotation, molecular function: nucleic acid binding; zinc ion binding. Bases 1 to 1515 code for a protein of 504 amino acids.
AUGAAGCGGCCGCUGAGCCCGUCCCCCUCAGGAGAGAAGGAGCCCCCCACAACUGCAGCAUCUGAGUGCCCCCCUCACUCUCCGGAAUCAUCGAAGCCGAAGCGGGAAAGGAAACGACCUUCCUACACACUCUGCGACGUCUGCAACAUCCAGCUGAACUCCGCGGCCCAGGCCCAGGUGCAUUGUGGGGGACGUGCCCACCAGCGGAGGCUUCGGCAACUCAGCCUGGGCAAGACCUCCACGCCAGCAGGCCCUGCCUCCAGCGCCCCCAGCCCCCUGCUGGCCUCCCUGACCCUGCCCACCCGGCCUCUGCAGCCCACGCUGGACUUCAAGCACUUGCUCGCCUUCCACUUCAAUGGCACCACCCCGCUCAGUCUCUUCCCCAACUUCAGCACGAUGGACCCAGUCCAGAAAGCUGUCAUCAGCCACACGUUUGGGGUCCCCUCCCCUCUGAAGAAGAAGCUGUUCAUCUCCUGUAACAUCUGUCACCUGAGGUUCAACUCAGCGAACCAGGCUGAAGCUCAUUAUAAGGGCCACAGACAUGCCAGAAAACUCAAGGCUGUUGAAGCUGCCAAGAGCAAGCAGAGGCCUCAAAGCUUGAACCCAAAUGGGACCGUGGUAUCUUCAGACUCACCUCCAGCCACUGGAAGCCCCAGAAAUUCACAGAGCAAAGCUCCUGCGUCCCCUCCUCUCGGCCCUUCGCAUCAGCUACCGCAGACCCCAGACCCGACAGCCAGAGAACAGGCCCACUCAGACCUCUCCGAUGCUGCUGCUUCCGCUUCCUCUUCUUCCUCGUCUUGCCCACCCUGCUCCCCGGGGCCUGGCAGGGAAGCACCGGGACCUGAGCCCGCAGAAGUGGAUGUGGGAAAUGGCGUGAAUGGGGAAGGCAGGGUCGAGAAGGUUCGCCUCUACUGCCCUACAUGUAAGGUGACAGUGAACUCUGCCUCUCAGCUUCAGGCUCACAACACAGGAGCAAAGCAUCGAUGGAUGGUGGAGGGUCAUCAAGGGGCUCCCCGAAGAGGCCGGGGCCAUCCUGUGUCCCGGGGAGGGGCUGGACACAAGACAAAGAAAGUGAUAGGAAACCGAGGAGGCCGGCAGGGACCUAGCCCUCCUUUCCACUGUGCCCUCUGUCAGCUCCAGGUCAAUUCAGAGACCCAGCUCAAGCAGCAUAUGAGCAGCCGGAGGCACAAAGACCGCCUGGCUGGGAAGCCCCCCAAGUCCUCCAGCCAGCACAGCAAACUGCAGAAACACACAGCUCUAGCUGUGAGUGUCCUCAAGUCUAAAUUGGCCCUGCAGAAGCAACUCACCAAGACGCUGGCAGCCCGCUUCCUGCCCAGUCCGCUGCCCACCACAGCUGCUGCUAUCUGUGCCCUGCCAGGGCCCCUGGCCCUCCGGCCUGCUGCCACAGCAGCUGCCACCCUCUUCCCAGCUCCCGUCCUGGGCCCAGCUCUGUUUCGUACUCCAGCAGGAGCUGUCCGGCCUGCUGCAGGCCCCAUCCUUUUUGCUCCCUAUUAG